AUGUCGGGCUCAAGCUCCCCUGACGCUUCGUCUGUCGACGUCAAGACACGCUCUUUUGACUCGGCUGCCGUCUUUGACUCACCACUAAGAAAGCCCCUAAAGAUCAACCCCUUCUUCGCCGCCUUCAACAUCACCCUGGCGUUUGGUCUCAUCGGCGCCCUUAUUGCGGGUUACUGCAUCGGGCUCAAGGUCUUCGAUCUCGACAUCACCGCCGUCGGCCUAUACGGAACGAUUCUUAUAUCCGAAUACCUUGUUCAGCUCUGCUGCGCCAUCAUCAACCGCUUCGAUAUCGACCGAAUCGUCAACAACUUGGCAAAGAAGCGGGCCAAUGCACAGGCGGCCGGUGACUGCGAAAAGGCCGCCGACGGCACACCGGAACAUAACCUUCUCAACCCCGGCAGCGAGGUCUCUAUCGCCGUCGUCGGCUACCGCGAGGAUGAACAAGCAUGGAGGCUAUGUCUCCGCAGUCUGCAGACGCAGUCGCUCCGCCCCAAGUGUGUCAUCGGUGUUGUUGACGGCAACGAGGAGCCAGAUCUGAACAUGGCACAAGCCUUCGUUGAGGAAUUCGAAUCAUACAAGGCGCCGCUCAUCCACCUGCCCCUGCUUCUCUCCGAGGUCCACCGCAAGACAUACUUCGACAACAUCCCUGUUGACACUCGAUUCGCAUUGACCAAGUUCUGGCACUACCUCGUAGGUCGCUAUCGACCUGGCCAUGAAGCGGCCUUGGCUAUUGCUAGACAGGUAGUGAUUGAGCAAGUGAUGGAAUGGGACGAGAAGUGGAACAUCAGCAGCCUCAAAGCCGUCAUGUUCAGUCAACCUCACGGCCACAAGCGCACCGCCAUGUUUACUGCCUUUGCCAUGAGCUUGUACGCCUGUCGAACCCGGGACUCCAUCUUCACGACCGACUCAGACACACUCAUCCAGCCCAACGGUCUGGAUGAGAUGCUGGCACUCCUACGUUCUGCGCCUCAAAUCGGUGGUGUCACGGCCGAUGUCAAGAUCUGGAACCGCGCUGAGUCUUUGCUUGCCCGGUUGUGCUCGGCGCGAUACUGGUUUGCCUUCAACAUCGAGCGAGCCUGCCAGUCGCUGUGGCGCUGUGUCGGCUGCCUCUCUGGCCCGAUGAGCAUGUACCGCGCUUCCGAUCUCGAGACAAUCCUUGGUCCAUGGAACUUGCAGACAUUUGGUGGCAAGGAGACGACCUUUGGUGAUGAUCGCCACUUGACCAACCAACUUCUGGCUCACGGACUCCGGACACGAUAUACACACCGCACAUGGUGCGACAGCGAGUCACCGACUUCCUUUGUGCGCUGGGUUGCCCAGCAGACGCGAUGGAGCAAGUCCUUCUUCAGAGAAGCCUUUUGGUUCCCGGCCACCUUUGCCUUGCAGUCCCCGUGGAUGCUUGUCGAGACAACCGUACAGGCCUUGUACCCCUUUAUCCUGAUCGCCACUGUCUUCCACUUCCUCUUUGACACUACCAGCGACGACCCCUGGCGGCCCAUCAUCUGGCUUGUCACCAUGUUUGGUGUCGCCUUUGUCAAGUCCGCUUUGGCCGUGCUCAUCAGCAGGGACUUGUGGUUGCUUCUCUUCAGCGCGUAUGGCUUCAUCUACUUCUUCGGCCUGCUACCCUCCAAGAUUUACGCCCUCAUCACCAUGAACCAGACCAGCUGGGGAACGUCGGCGCGUUCUUCCACCGAGCGCAAGCGCGGACAGUCUUUCUUGCAACGCUCAUUCCAUAUCUGCCAUCUCGUUAUCUGGUACACGGCCGUCUUCGUCGGCAUCGGGUUUUUCACCUACAGAAUCUUUGGCAACCCCCUUCUCUUCCUUAUCGGUGCCUUCGCACUCAUCCCAUCAGCCCUUCUCUACUGGGAGCGCUCCCUCUCCCUAGAUGGCCUCAAAGGUCUAUUUAGAAAGAAGAAGCCCGCUCCCGAACCCGUCACUCCCUUCGAGGUCGACGAGUCAGUGCUUCCUACGAAGCCUUCACCAGCCUCAAAGUCUCAAGGAGACUUGUCCGUCGCCUCAACACAUCGGAGUUCAGACAGCACUCUCAAGAACACGCCUGCUAUGUCUGUCAACGAAGUUCCUGAUAAGACCGAGAAAAGUCCUGAUAAGAUCGAGGAAAUACCCAAGGCCGCUACUUCCGAUUGA
Ilyonectria robusta is the source of this 2145-nucleotide messenger RNA. RefSeq names its product hyaluronan synthase 2. NCBI's taxonomy places the organism in Eukaryota, Fungi, Ascomycota, Sordariomycetes, Hypocreales, Nectriaceae. The record is from RefSeq and is a predicted model, not a curated record. The transcript has a single exon. Gene Ontology annotation, molecular function: hyaluronan synthase activity. Bases 1 to 2145 code for a protein of 714 amino acids. Gene Ontology annotation, biological process: hyaluronan biosynthetic process; extracellular matrix assembly.